Molecule: messenger RNA, 1104 nt
Organism: Quercus lobata
Lineage: Eukaryota; Viridiplantae; Streptophyta; Magnoliopsida; Fagales; Fagaceae
Exons: 3
Coding region: 1-1104 (367 amino acids)
Source: RefSeq, a predicted model, not a curated record
AUGUCGGUAUCUUGUUACCCAGCCAAAGAGUUUAGUUCAAUGCCGAAGAGAAUCAAGAUAGGCACUCCAUUGGUGUUAAGUUUUUCAGAUGAGGACAAACUUGGAACCAUACAGCCACAUGAUGAUGCUUUAGUGGUCACACUUAGAAUUGGUGGGUACGAUGUGAAAAGAGUGAUGAUUAACCAAGGCAGCGGAGUUGAAAUAAUGUAUCCCGACCUAUAUAAGGGGCUAAAUCUGAAACCUGAAAACUUAACAGCCUACAGUUCUCCUUUAGUGAGUUUUGAAGAUAAAAUGGUUGUUCCAAAAGGUCAGAUCAAAUUACGCAUGCAAACCAGCCUAGAUGUGGUAGAGGUGGACUUCAUUGUUGUAGAUGCUUUCUCUCCAUACACGGCCAUUAUGAGCAGACCCUGGCUUCAUACCCUAGGGGUUGACUCCUCCACUCUUCACCAAAAGCAAUCAGAAACUCCGGUGUUGCCCAUCAAUGGACCAGCCGACGAGGUGAAAUGUGAAGAUCUAAAGAAGGUAGUCGUUGGCGAUGAUCAGGAGAAAUUCUUUCAAGUUGGGGCUCAACUACUUUCGCAGGAGAAGGAACAACUGGUUGAAUUCCUUAGAAGAAAUGUUGAUGUGUUCGCGUGGAGCGUGUAUGAAGCCCUGGGUAUAGACCCAAGUUUUAUUUGUCAUCAUUUAAAUGUUAACCCUUCUAUCACUCCGAAGAGACAACCACCUCAGCGUCCGUCCAAAAAGCACGCCGAAACUGUCAGAAAUGAGGUAACAAAGUUCAAACAGCUAGGUAGGGGCAUCGAAGUCUAUAUUGAUGAUAUGGUUGUAAAGAGAAAGGUAGCGUCAGGGCAUGUGGAAGACCUCACAAACGUCUUUGAGGUUCUGAGGAAGCAUAAGUUGCACCUAAAUGCAUCCAAGUGUUCAUUUGGUGUCAAUUCGGGAAAGUUUUUGGGUUACAUGGUGACUCACAGGGGAAUUGAGGUAAAUCCAGAUCAGAUUAAGGCCAUUAACGGCUUGGGAGCACCUCGAAAUCCCAAGGAAGUUCCAGAAACUGACCGGGAUGACUACUACUUUGAACCGAUUUAUAUCCAGAUCAGCAAAUAG